CCGGCGGUUGCCAGUCAAGAGAGGGCGAGUCCCACCGGCGGCGGGGCUGCGCUCCCGUGAGGCGGGCGCUGCUGCCGGGCGUCGCGGCGGCUGGUGCGGCUGCGGGCGGAGCAGUGAUGCCGGCUGCGGGGAGGCGAGCGGCAGCGGCAGCCCGGCGCGGACCUGCGUGCGGCCAGGCAGGCGAGGGCGGCCGGUUUAUCAAUAUACAAUCUGCACUGGUUUAAUACGUGACACGGAAGCAAGCCAGCAGUGGAGAAUGGCAUUGGAUAUGAUGCAGCUGAGCAAGCAAGAGAAAUUAAGGACAAAAAGGCAGAAGAAUUUCUGAAAAAUCAGAUUGUGCACUUCAGAAUAACACCACAAAGGAUCAUCACUUUAAUCAGUUACUGAUUACAACUGGGGAAAUUUUCACAGACUCCACUUGAGGCUGCUUUUUAAAUGAAAAGCAUGAAUAGAUUUCUGGAACAAAAGAAAACUGGGCAGUAAGUUUGCCACAUUAAAGAGGAGCGGAAUGGAAGAUACAGCAAAGUGUAACAUGUAACAAUGAGCCUCCUGGAAAUCUCAGUGUCUCAUUCAAACUCGUACUAGCCACAGAAGCACAGUUCAGGAUGAUACCAAUGGGAGCUGUGUCUGCAAAAGGGCAACGAGACCAAAAACAUCUCUGAAUAAGAAACAGGCCAACUUUUGGAUAAUUACCUGACACUAGAGCUUUGAAGAGCAAAAUGAGCAAUGGUGUUCAUAUUAAAUGGUCAAGAGCACGAAAAUCUUGAGCUAUGCACAACCCAAGUCCUUCCCACAACUUGUUGUGAAGUUUGACUCCUAACAUGGUGCCAACAAAACAAGAAAACAGCAUUUUGCUCCUAUAACAUUUAUGGAUUCUACUUGGAUUCUGAUCUUUACAUGGAAGUAACAGAGAAUUCCAAGAAAUGGAAGCUGCUGCUAGUAAAAGAAGAAAAGCAGAGUAUCAUCAGGGUUAAUAGCACCUAUUUGAGAUCCAUGAAUGAUUACAGAGCUACUUUUCUAUAUCGAACUUUCAAGUUUCAUUAAUAAUAUGCUGCCUGUCUGGGACGUAGGUACAUUCUUGGUAAGAAGGCUAUUUAUUCAUUACACUGAAUAGAAGAGCUACAAGAACAAUGGCUUCAAAGGUUUCAUGCUUGUAUGUUUUGACAGUAGUUUGCUGGGCAAGUGCUCUUUGGUACUUAAGUAUAACUCGUCCUACUUCUUCCUACACUGGUCACAGACAGUUCAAUAGCAUAUCGAUAGCCAGAAAAAACGUCUCCUUUGGCAAUAUAAGAACUCGACCUAUUAAUCCACAUUCAUUUGACUUUCUUAUCAACGAACCCAAUAAAUGUGAGAAGAGUGUCCCUUUCUUGGUCAUUCUUAUCAGCACAACUCACAAAGAAUUUGAUGCAAGGCAAGCAAUUCGAGAAACGUGGGGAGAUGAGAACAACUUCAAAGGGAUUAAAAUUGCCACGCUAUUUCUUCUCGGAAAAAACGCAGAUCCUGUGCUAAAUCAAAUGGUAGAACAAGAAAGCCAAAUUUUUCAUGACAUUAUCGUGGAGGAUUUUAUUGACUCUUAUCAUAACCUAACUCUGAAAACUUUAAUGGGGAUGAGGUGGGUAGCAACAUUUUGUUCAAAAGCAAAGUAUGUUAUGAAGACAGACAGUGAUAUUUUUGUAAACAUGGAUAAUCUUAUUUACAAGCUGCUCAAACCCAACACCAAGCCAAGGAGAAGAUACUUUACCGGUUAUGUUAUAAAUGGAGGACCGAUAAGAGAUGUUCGCAGUAAAUGGUACAUGCCUAGAGAUUUGUAUCCUGAUAGCAAUUACCCGCCAUUCUGUUCAGGCACUGGCUACAUUUUUUCAGCUGAUGUAGCAGAACUAAUUUACAAAACCUCCCUUCACACCAGACUUCUUCAUCUUGAAGACGUGUAUGUAGGACUCUGUCUUCGGAAGCUUGGCAUUCACCCCUUCCAAAACAGUGGCUUCAAUCACUGGAAAAUGGCCUACAGCUUGUGUAGGUACCGCAGAGUGAUUACAGUGCACCAGAUAACGCCAGAAGAAAUGCACAGAAUUUGGAAUGAUAUGUCAAGCAAGAAACAUCUUAGAUGUUAAGAUUUUUACAGAUGUAAAUACCUUUUUUGCUUUUGCUUUAGUUUGUUUUUUUUUUGACAGAAAGUGAUCUGCUGAUUUACAGGUUAAACUGUGAGAUACUACCCGGGAGAGGGUUUUUAAUGACUGAUUUCUCAUUCUUCUUUUGACUACUGGUUUACAGACUUCAGGCUCUUUUCAUAAGAAUAUUACACCAGUCAAAAGAGUCUAGAGUCAAAGCUCAGAUUUUGUAUAUUAUCCCCUACCACACACAUCAGCUCCUGCAUCUGUAUGUAAAAAGGAUAGUAAUGAACUGUUAAGCAGCUCAGGAUAGUUUAUGUCCUAGCCUCUGAGAUAAGACUUAGGCCCUAAGAAAUGAAGAAUUAAAAAUAUACUGUUAUCUCUUUUUGACACCCUACAACCAUCCUCACUUAGAGCUUUAUUAAUAAUUUAAGUCAAACAAAUUUGCACUGAUCUCAUACACCUAUCCUGGCAUGCAUAAUUUAGAGUACAAUGUGUACAAUCUCAGAACAGCUUACUGAUGGCUCAACAGCAGAAUUUAGACAGGUACAUCAAAGUACCACAGGCCUCAGAAACAAGCCCGCACUGAAGUACAUUCAUAUCCCCAAAAUGGCAUUCCUGUGAAUUAUUUUGGAAAAUAUCCCAUUUCUUUCUACUGUCAGCCUAAAGUAGCACCUAAAGCAACCCAUAGAGCUUUAAAAUGAAAUAUAAUCUGUGGGUAAAAUACAAGACACAGGAGAUGCGUGAAACAUCUUAAAUAUACAUUAUAAAAGCAUUACUAUAUUUUAACUUUUAAUUUUAAAUUGCAACAUUUAUCAUUAGUACUGGUGUAUGUGGAUCUCUCCCUGCAAGUACUAGCAGUAUGUUGACACAUUAUGGAGACUCAUUUUUAGAAAAUUAAUAAUUUUAAUUAAAAUUAAUGGUCAUACACAGCAAUAUAUAAUAUUAUUGAAUAGUAAAAAUAUCAAUUAAUAAGCCUAUUUCUUCAACAUCAGUCAGCACACUAUUUACCUGAAAAAUACAACACACAACUUUUCUUAAGGAUAAGCUCUACUUUUUGCUACAGUGCAUAUGUAAACGAGAUUACUCCAGAUUCCAGAUUUUUAAUGGUGUAGAAGACCAGAAUUUUGUCCAGUAAAGGAACGCAAUCAAUUUUCUGUCGACUGGGCAACAUACAGACUCUAUGACAGUUAUGUACAAAUUUCACAGCAAAGUAGAGCUUUUAAGAAUCACCUGUAGCCUCUGUUACAAGUUUGCAGCUCCCAGGUUGCUCAUCACAGAGCCGAAAAGUCACUGAGCUCCAACUCAAGAAAGCAUCAAAACUCAAGAGAUCCCCAAAGCAUGUGAUAAAAAUCAAGUACACAAGAUUUUAUUCAAGUUUCAAAGUGUGCUUAUAUGUCUUGAAUACGAAAGAAAGUGUGAUGAAAAUUAUUUCCUGGAAAAUCCUUUGGUAAGUUCAAACCAUCUCUAUCCAGCACCAUCUUCUAACAAAGAACUGAAACACAAUAGCGUUCUGCAAAUAACUUGGAACGAAGAAUUCACAGACAAGUCACAGCGAUACAAAAUUCACCAAACACAUUACUUGCUGCAGAUUACUCACAACGUCCACAGCACACACACACAAGCCUCCUUCAUUUCAGCUGGAGUUAUGUGUAAAGUAUGAAAAGCUGGUAAGACUGUACAUCAUUCACGAUGUCUAUAGAGUUGUCAGAAUUUAAAGAAAACUCUGAACUGAUUCUGCUUUUUCUAUUAUUUGAUAUCAUGCCAUAGGUGUACAUAGCACUUUACAAAAGUAACAGAUGAAUCAAUAUGCUACCCCAAAAGGUUUACAGUUUCAUAACAAAUUGUUAGCCUUAUUCACAAAUGCAGCACUAUUGUUUUGAGAAGAACUACUUGUAAAUAAGGUAAAGAGUAUUUGGCCUUUAAGCCACAAACAGUAGAAGUCUUAAAGACCUAUUUCAGAUCUAAAGGUGAAGCUACACAGUAGCUAACCCAUGAGUUACUGCUAAUCAGCAGGAGCUUGUACAAAUAAAAAUCAGAAAUCUUGCAUAAAAGUACUGAAUCUCUCACAGUAUAAUUAAGAUUUAUCCUUCCCAGUUGACCUAGUCCUUGUUAAAGUUGCUCUUGCUUCCUGUCAAACUCAAACUCCAGCAAAACAAGGUCCAAUUAAUUGCACAUAUGAAUAUAUGUAUAUAAUGUAUAUUAUAAAUAUACAUAUAUACACACACACACACAUAUCAAUCAGGUGAAAUUCAGCUUUCCAUACCCAAGCCACAGUACACACAGUUUAUGAAGUGAAACUAGGGUGGAAUUCUUCCCCAGUCUAUGGUAAAUGAUGUAACACAGAGUCAGUCCUACCGUGGACAUGAUUUGUAGUAAUUUCAACCAAGAGGCUACAAUCACUUCUGCUAUCCCUCCACACUGUGCAGUAAUUUAGGGUUUCUGAAUCCACAACUGAAUGGAUUUGGUGGCCUUACUUCUCCCACUGACACUUCUGUGGCCUUUAGUUAGAAACUAAGAGGACAGUAGGGCUCCCAAUCCCAGUACCUUAGGGCUCGAAUGGUACGACAGCCUUGAAUUUCCCCUAGUUUGAACAGAUUGCAUUAAUGAGUAGAAGGUACAUCUUGAAAAUAAUAUCUGAAAAAUAUAUUUCCUGGCAUUUAUAAAUAGGUAGAUCGUCAACAGAAAUGUAAAUGUUCAUCUUGGAACUCAUGUAUAUAUUUCCAAGGCAUUUUCUUCUGUAUUCAGCUGUAUAUAUGUGUAGAGUCUGCUUGUUAUGUAGUAUUCUGUUAUGCAUGGAGCUGAGUUAGGCAUUAUAUUUGUCCAGUGUUUCAAGAGCCUUAAGCAUGUGUGCCCUAACUUUUGAAUGUACAAGACUUUUUUUUAAUGUCAGGUGAAUUAAAACAAAACAAAACAACACAACAACAAAAGCCUAAUUUUCUACUUCUAUUAACUUUCUGAUGCUAUACUAAACUAGCUUGUUACAACUAUAAAAUAGAUCUAUUAUUUUCCCUUUGCUCAAAAAAUUGCAGUAUUGCAACCUGGAGCUAGAAAGGGAGCAAUACAUCUCCUCAUAGGGACUGCUUAUAGUCCCUUUCACUCAGAAGUAUUUGUGUCACGCUGGGUACUGGUAAGUAACAACAGUGUUUGUAUUGGGCUUCCUUUAAUCAAAAGAAAUACUUGUGUUAUUUAAAGGUCAUUUUGUUUCAUUGUGCAUGGGGCAAAUGACUUGUUUAAGAUGUGCUGGCUUUUUCUCACUUCCAUCAAAAUGUGAAUACAAUUGAAUUUCAAAGUGUACAUGAACAAAGCACAUAGAACUGUGAAGCUACAGGGGGAAAAUCCCUCUCUUUUGGAGGAUUUUUUCACAAUAGCAUUUUUUGCUAAAUCCUUGGGAAUAUUUAAACAGAAGACUCAAGAAUCAUUUUCCAUCUUUCCUAAUAAUAAGGUUGAGUAUCAAUUUUGAUUCUUUAUGGGGAUUUUUUUGUCUUUAUAAUGUAGACGGCAAUGGCAAAUUGUAAAUGAAGAGUGUAAUUAACUAGAAAAACUUGUUGACAGUAACUGAACUUUAGGUGUAUCAUUAUAUGACUGGCUGUACUUAUGUAUUUAUUUGUCUAAAUUGUAUAUAUUGUUUUAUCUAUAGUGUCUGUAGAAGUGCUUUCUUUUAGAUUAAAGUAUUAUUUACAGUUUUGUGGGAUUGCCAGCAAAGCUGCUAAUCAAGAUACUAUUUUUUUGUAUCAAUGUUAAAUAAUAAAAAAAAGAAUGAAGUCAAAUGAAAAACUGAAGGUGUCAUGUACAGUUUUAUUCACCUCUCUAGAAAUGUAAAUGCUACCAUCUCAAAGCAUGAUAUCAAUGAAUAGGCUCAUUUGUCACAGGGAAGACUAUUGUUCUGUAAAAGCAGAUUUUUAAAAAAUCAUUGGCAAAAAUAAAGAAGAAAAUAUUGUAUUUAUUCA
Molecule: messenger RNA, 6058 nt
Organism: Dromaius novaehollandiae (emu)
Lineage: Eukaryota; Metazoa; Chordata; Aves; Casuariiformes; Dromaiidae
Gene: B3GALT1
Product: beta-1,3-galactosyltransferase 1
Exons: 7
Coding region: 1131-2111 (326 amino acids)
Cellular component (GO): Golgi membrane
Molecular function (GO): N-acetyl-beta-D-glucosaminide beta-(1,3)-galactosyltransferase activity
Source: RefSeq, a predicted model, not a curated record